Messenger RNA from Penaeus chinensis, 3129 nucleotides. RefSeq lists its product as uncharacterized. NCBI's taxonomy places the organism in Eukaryota, Metazoa, Arthropoda, Malacostraca, Decapoda, Penaeidae. The record is from RefSeq and is a predicted model, not a curated record. The transcript is spliced from 4 exons. Bases 323 to 2737 code for a protein of 804 amino acids.
CGGCGGUAUUGUGUGCGUGCGUCUCGUAUGGAACUUUGUGUGGUGCUUUAUAACGACUUUAUUAAUGGUCUUUUAUUCUUGAGGUAUGAAGGAACCAUAUUUUGUGACGGAUCACAGAGUCUUUGAGCAACUUUGACAAUGUUAGUUCCUGCCAAAGUUGGAAAAAAGUUGGAAAAAAAAACACAUCGAAACUAUAUCUUCAAGUUAUUCCUUCUGAAGCCAUAUCUUUGAACUAAACACGAUAACACACGGUUCGGAACUUAUGUCAUACCAUGCACUAACUUUCUCGAUACACAAUCGUUAACCAUCAUUAUCCGUCGUUAUGAGCGGACCACCACGCAUGCCCGUUCCCUGGGCAGUGGGCACGUGGGCAUUCACUGUCAUGUUAGCGUGUAUGGUGACUGCUCUCCUCGAAGAUGACACGAGCAAUAAGGACCAUAUCGUGCCGUCGUACACUUCUGUAGAUGAUAGUGAAGACUUGCUUGCUUUUCACAAACGCGCUUCGCAGGUUGCUGCCAACUCCCGCUAUUAUGGGCCAACCUUCGAUGACCAGAAGCAAGAGAAGGAAGCGCCCGCCAAGCCUUUCUUUGAGGAAGCGACGUUGGCCAGGCAAGGGGACGAAGUCAAUCCAGAUUCGCUUCAUACGGACGGCAUGACAGAUGCGCAGCGGCAGAUGGUCCAGUUGCUUCAGGAACGGGACUGGAAGGUCGUGGUGCGCGAUCCCGGCUUCAGGGAGCUGCUGAAAAAAGAGAUGGUUCGCUCGGGCGUCCUUCACGACCAUGAGUCCAUCAUCCAAGCAGCUACGGAUGCCGCGAAGAGGGUCGAGGAAUCCACGGAAGGCGACGGCGACGAUGAGGAGCUCCUGAGGCAGAUCGCGGACGAGGCGGAGGUGCGAGGUCUGGAUUCCGGGAAGGUCGCCGGGCUGGAGCGCGAGCUGAGGGACGCCCUCCGCCGCGAGCCGCGUCAGAACAGCAUCUACGACGUCCUGGAUGGCGUUUGGAAUUACAAUAGUCCGAAGUCGACGAGGGACAGGACACGGAAUCGUUACGAAGGAUAUAACUCCGGCUCCCCCUUCGCCGUCAUGCCCUUGAACGACAUGAUGGGCAUCUUCCAGGCUCUGAACCGAGAAUACGGCGCAGCCUCCAGCAGCUACGCCUCGCCCCCUAGUUCGAGCUACGCCUCGCCCCCUAGUUCGAGCUACGGCGCGCCGCCCAAGUCUUCGGGCUACGAGAAGCCUCCGAAGUACGUGCACUUGCCGCCGAUCAAGGGCCCCACCUACUACCCUCCGAUCGAGGUCUGUCCCUCGGGCCACAGCGGCGUGUUCGCCUUCUUCGCUUUCAUCACCCUGACGCUGACCCUGAUGAUCGACUUCACGCUCUCGGUCAUGGUGGACAUCAACGCAACUGGCAUCGGCGGCAUCGGUGGUUCGACAGUCGUCAACAACAACAAUAACAAUAACAACAAUAAUAACAAUAACAAUAAUAACAACAAUAAUAAUAACAAUAACAAUAACAACGGCCGAUCUUUUAAUAUGUUCCCAAAUGACUUCGGUGGUCUGGACAUCGACUGGUCUCUGGUCUCUGACUUGGACCUCAUCGACCAAGACGUCCUCAGGGAUAUUCGGAAGGAGAGAGAUGUGUCCGAUUCCUUCCCCGAAACACCGACGACGGAUAACGACUCGAACAGACCCAGAAUCAUCUUCGAUCGCUGGAAGAAACUCCUUCCGCUCGGAUCGAUGUUCGUCUUCCCAAAGGCCAAGGGCGAAGUGGCCACGACUGCUUCGGAAAUCGAGAGGUUCGGGUUCCUGAAGCAGUACCCCACUUACGGGUCAGAGAAUCCCCAGGCGGAGGACGCCACGUCUCAACUCCUUGAAGUGGGACAGGGAGUUUUCCACAGUUCGGCAUCUCUCUUGCGCGCCAGUGAUUUUGAAAACUUGCAGAAAGGGCAUAUGGAAAAAGAGUUCAGAUUACAGAACACUUUGAAUACCAGCUUAUAUAGUACUACGAGUCUUUAUCAACACCUGAACUCUUCCUACCUCUACUUCCAUCCGGAUUACGGCCCAAAGACCUCCAUUCACGCGACGCCUACCGUUGUCUCCACAUUAACGGCAGCAGUUCCUUUAUCAUCUGCUGUGAAAUUGCCAAAUCAAAUAGAACAUGAAAAGGGACACGAAGGUAUUAUCAAACAAGAGAAAACAAAACCACCGCCAUCGGAAAAUGAAGAUAAAGACACCAGCGAGAAAGAAGGUAAACGAGACAAGAAACCUUCCCAUCCUCCGAUGACGAGACGGCAAAGGCGCGCUCAUCAGCGGCGGGCUCGGAGGUUGUCCAGCACGAGGCCCGAAGACGUGCCUAACCUCCAUUACCAGUCCGUCAUCCUACCGGGGAACAAGAUCAAUCUCCGCGAGUGGUGCCUAGGAGGUCGAGAGUGCCACGAGGCAGCAGUGAGGGCCAUGUUCAGCGUGACCCGAGGGUAUAUGUUGGCCCUGGCUGAGACGCAGCGAUAUUGUGUCCUUUGGUUCAUCUGCGACGCCUCCGCAAAGGCUAUUGCAGAGGGCGCUGUAGGGGCGAUGGCCGCUACUCUCGCUAGCGGCGUAACCAGCCUAUACCCGACUGUCGUGUCUGGAGCGGGCCUUAGAGAAGUUAUUACGGCCAGAAAUGUAGGCCUACGUACUGCCGAUUGCUCCAGGUUCCUCGUUCAGGAAUGUCGCCUGGCCAACCGGGGAAAAGCGGAUUAAUUAACACAUCGGUGCCGAAAAAGCCGCAUGGAUUAGAUUGGAUAAUUUCUCAAAGCAGAAUGUUGCUGGCGAUGUUACAGCUACGUCAGAAGUGCUUGACUUUGAUAAAGAUGAAAUGCCGAGGCGUUAGGUACACCCUUUUCUUCGUGGAGUUAGUCACUGUCCAUCGCAUCUGCAUUGGACGCGAUGGACGCCAAUCACCUCAAGUUCCUCGUCGCCAGAAGAGGCAGUGAUCGAAAGAAAGAUGUCCAAGUUAUGUGUUCUGUGAUGGCGGAAGAACUUAUCCUUUUCCUACGUGUGAUGUAGUUAGAAUAUACCUUUAUGGGAAGUUAUUAUUCGUACGACUAUGUUAUUGUUUAUAUGAGCUGCUAAAGGCAUUUGUUAAAUACAAA